AUGUAUAAAUUAAGUGCGAUUUAUUUACUCAUUUUGGCGACAAUACUGCAAAUAACUCUUGCUUUAAAGGAAGGUGAAUGCGAGGUUUGUGUUAAAACUGUUGAAAAAUUCGCGGCCACGUUAUCUGAUAAUGUAAAGAAGGACCCAAAAUUAAUAGAAGCAGAGUUCAAGAAAUUUUGUAAAGGCUCUAAGAACAAAGAGAAUAGUAAUACAAUAGAUAAAUUGUUCUCAAGACAAAAUGUGAUA
Messenger RNA from Iphiclides podalirius (scarce swallowtail), 246 nucleotides. Lineage: Eukaryota; Metazoa; Arthropoda; Insecta; Lepidoptera; Papilionidae. The record is from the annotation of a GenBank genome assembly.